This is a messenger RNA of Venustampulla echinocandica, 1518 nucleotides long. RefSeq lists its product as uncharacterized. NCBI's taxonomy places the organism in Eukaryota, Fungi, Ascomycota, Leotiomycetes, Helotiales, Pleuroascaceae. Gene Ontology annotation, molecular function: protein binding. The transcript has 2 exons. The record is from RefSeq and is a predicted model, not a curated record. The coding region runs from base 1 to 1518 and encodes 505 amino acids.
AUGCCCCUGCUAGCUCUCCCAGUAGAGUUGCUCGACAAAAUCUUCAUUGAAUCUAUUCGAGUACGCUCAUUUCAGCGUGCCAUGAGACUCAGGCUCGUAAGCAGAGGUUUUAUGUAUUAUACGAACCGAGCCAUCUUUUAUUCUCGCAUCCUUGAUACAGAGUAUAACAAGUGGCUCCAUCCUCUCAACUGUUUUUGCAACACUGCAGAAGUUUCAUUUAUGCAGAAAUACCUGGCUUAUCGAAUUCCUCUCGAGGACGAUCCUAGAUUGCUGGGAGUCCGGGUUCGUCGUGUUGCGGAGCGUAUCUGCGAGUUAACAGGCAAUACAGGCGAUGGCGGUUUGAACUCCUGUAUCCAGAGCCUUUGUGGGCUUUACUUCUGGGGCGACACGUAUAAAACCGGAGACUUGAUCGAGUCAAAACUAGGAAGCGAGCCUACCGAAGAACAUUUAAAGUUAGACCUUGUUACUGCUGCAGUCUAUCUAAACCUUCCUACCCUAGCCAGUCAACUCCACUCUGAGAAAGAGGACGACUAUUCGAUUUCUUUGAUUGAGUUAGAUAAUAUGCGCUGGGCUCGCUACGGGAUCGCUUCAUUUUACGGAAAUUUAGAUAUGAUCAAAAUUCUACUCGCUACCGAUCCAACAAAGGAAGCGAAAGUAGGCCGCCUGGUUCCGAUGGAUUAUGUUGUGGAAAUGAUUAAAUGGUCCGCUCUCGGGGGUCAUAGUGAAAUAUUCAACUUUGCUCUGGAUAACAGCGAGGAGUUCAAGUUAUCACACAGACGCGACGUGGAUUACCGAGAUCUUCGAGACGCAAUGAACUGGACUGCUUUCCCUAAAGAUUAUCAGCGAGUGGCCGCCAUCUUUGGGUCAGAAAGUGAAGUCUUUUCUGCAAAACAGGACGGAGACUUGGACUCUCGACUAUGUGAGAGCGCUGACAAUGGGCGUGUCGAAAUGGUGCGAUACUUCUUAGAUCAGGGAGCCUGUCUAAAUAACCCUCUAGCAAAGCGGGGUUGUAUUCACGAAAGCGAAUCUGGGAUAACACGGCGUACCACUACACCGCUGUUAUCUGCUCUUCGAAGAUGCCCAUUGGGGAGCGAAGCUGUCGUCAAGUUAAUGCUCGAACGCGGCGCUGACCCAAAUUGGUAUCCUCCCGAGAAGACCCCCCUCAUGGCCGCCGUCCAUAACAAUCGAUUUGAGAUAACUCGUAUGUUGGUAGAUUAUGGGGCAGACGUUAAUGAUGGAAGCCCGGCCCCAAUCGUCUUGGCCGCUCGCAAUGAAAACACGGAAAUCUUUCAGUAUCUGCGGGAAAGAGGGGCUACGAUUGACACCCCAGAGACAGGGUCCUGGGCAAUGGCUUAUGCGAAAUUCUAUGGUUUGGACUCCAUGGUUGCCCUCUUGGUGCAUGAAGGGGUUGACGAAACAGCCGCGCUUCAACGCGCUUCAUCCAGGAAGGAAACCUGGACAGACUGGACCUGUGUCUAUAAACACCAGCCGGAGCUACAUUUAAAGUAUAGUUUCUGA